ACCUGCCUGCCGCGACGGGGGGGAGGGGAGCGCGGGAGGGAGCUAGGGUUAGGGUUUAGGAGCCCGGGCGGCUUGAUCCAUGGACGGCGGGACGGGGCCUGGGCUGCUCUCCCCGGGCGAGGCCGAGUGGCCGCCCGAGCUCCGCCUCCCGCCGCCGCCGCCGCCGCCGCCGGUGCCACCGCCCCUCGAGCCAGCCCCGCCCUCAACUCCCCAGCUGCGCGGCGAGGCGGCCCCCUCCUCCCCGCCUCCUCCUCCGGCGCCCUCCUCCGGCGCGCGCCCGCCUCCGUGGCUGCAGUCUGCUGUGCAGGCGAGCAAAGGGACGUCCUCCCCGCCGCCUCGCCACGCAGCGGAGGGGUUCGAUGACUCGCAGUUCCUCGGCUCGAUCAUGGGGGCAGCGGCGUCCGCGCACCAGCAGUCUGCGGCGGUGGAGCAGCAGCCGGUGGUGGUGAAGAGGAAGCGGGGGAGGCCGCCUAAGAACAGGGAUGGAGUGGCGGGUGCGGCUGCGCCGCCCAAGCCGGUGAAGAAGAGGGAGGACAACGAGGAGGUCGUGUGCUUCAUCUGCUUCGAUGGGGGCAAUCUCGUGGUCUGCGAUCGAAGGGGUUGCACAAAGGUCUACCAUCCUGCUUGCAUCAAGCGCGAUGAAUCGUUCUUUCGUUCUCGGGGAAAAUGGAAUUGUGGUUGGCACAUAUGCAGCAGCUGUGAAAAGGCAGUACAUUACAUGUGCUAUACCUGUACAUACUCCCUAUGCAAAGGUUGCAUCAAACAAGGCAAAUUCUUUGGUGUCAGAGGGAAUAAGGGUUUCUGCGAUACCUGCUUUGGCACUAUACUGUUGAUAGAAUCCAAAGAUGAAGAUCGUGCAAAGGUUAAUGUUGACUUUGAUGAUAAAAACAGUUGGGAAUAUCUUUUCAAGUUAUAUUGGUUGGAUCUUAAAGGGAAAUAUUCACUAACCUUGGAAGAACUUGUCAAUGCCAAGAGCUGUUGGACUGUUCGUAGCACUUCUGCUCGUAGAGAGAAAGAAGAGUCAUCCGAUGACCUAUAUGAUGCAAACGAUGACAUUGAUGCCAGUUCUGAUGGCCUAUUAAGAAAACGAAAAAGGAAUGGUUCUUCAGGGAGAAGAGGACGGAAACAGCAAAAAAAAGGUGCUAUUACUACAAGAGAACAUGAAAUUUCAAUUAAAGGUGCUGAAAACUUACCCAAGACAGUACCACAUGAAGGAAUGACCUUUCUGGGUGACACACAGUGGGCAUCAUCAGAGCUCCUGGAAUUCAUUGGGCACAUGAGAAAUGGUGAUAUUUCUUAUAUUUCCCAAUUUGAUGUUCAGGUUCUUUUGCUUGAGUAUAUAAAGCAGAAUAACCUUCGUGAUCCUCGCCGAAAAAGUCAAAUUAUUUGCGAUAUGAGGCUUAGCAGUUUAUUCAGGAAACCUCGUGUUGGUCACUUUGAGAUGCUAAAGCUUUUGGAAAUGCAUUUUCAUUCGAAGGAGACGGUAAAUGGUGAUAGCCAAAAAGCCACUGACGUAGAUUCAGCUCAAAUAAACAGUGGAGAAUAUAAUGAUAUGUCAAGUAAAAUAUGCUCUGAUAAGAGGAGGAAGAUUCAUAAGAAGAUUGAAAGAGACUCACCAGCUAAUCUAGAGGAUUAUGCAGCCAUCGACAUGCAUAAUAUCAAUUUAAUUUACUUGCGUCGUAGCUUGUUAGAGGAUCUUAUUGAUGAUAAUGGCACAUUCUCUGACAAAAUUACUGGUGCUUUUGUGAGGAUAAGAACCUCUGGUGUUGGCCAAAAGCAAGAUAUGUAUCGCUUGGUGAAAGUUCUUGGUACACAUAAAGUAGCAGAACGAUACAGUGUUGGUAAGAAGACAACAGAUCAUGCACUUGAGAUAUUAAAUUUAGAUAAAAAGGAGGUUAUCACAAUGGAUACAAUCUCAAAUCAGGAUUUCACACAGGAGGAAUGCAAACGCUUACGCCAAAGCAUGAAGUGCGGUUUGAUUACCCGACUAAAAGUGGGAGACAUUCGUGAGAAAGCUAAAAUAUUUCAACAGCUUCGAGUUAAUGAUUGGUUAGAAAAUGAAAAGCAGAGAUUGAGUCAUCUACGAGAUCGUGCUAGUGAAACUGGGCGCAGAAAAGAACUUAGGGAGUGUGUAGAGAAGUUGCAACUUCUGAGCACUCCUGAAGAAAGAGCACGCAUGAUUAAUGAAGAUCCAGAAGUACAUGUUGACCCUUGUAUGGAUCCUAAUUAUGAAUCUGAGGAAGAAUUAGAGCUUAACAAAACUGUUGACCAGACAAGUAGGAAUGGAUCAGACUUGCUAUUUCAUCAUCAUGGAAGAACAGGGACAGAAACAAACUCUCUGCAGAAUCAUACACAAAAUUGUUUUGCCACUAAUCGUCGCUCGACUAUAAGUCCACCUACUGAAGGUGUGACACAUAGACAAGGAGAAGGUGACAUGGAACCAGAAAAAGUAUGGCACUACAAGGAUCCUUCAGGAAGUGUUCAGGGCCCAUUCACACUUUUGCAACUAUCCAAGUGGGCAGCUUAUUUCCCACGUGACCUGAGAAUAUGGUUAACAUUCGAGAGUGAACAAAACUCACUGCUUUUGACUGAGGUGCUCUCAAAACAAAAGGAUUUCAUCCAGUCUUCUUCUGAAGUUGACAAUAAUAAAUCAACAGGGGAAGGCGGUGGGCAAGAUAAAGUUAACUCAAGUUUGACUGGAAAUAACUCUCCCUCUCCUAUUGGUUAUAAUCUGAUAUUUUCUUCUCAGUUGCCUAGUCCAUCUGCUGACUGUUCUGCACCAUCUAGAGAAGGCCCAAACCUUCCAGGCGGUACCUUGCCAUUCACAACAAGCUGGAAAACCCAAAAGGAUGCUCAGAUGUUGCAUGGCCAGGCACAGCAUCAGGGCAAUUAUUCAUGUGCCAUCCCGUCAUCUGCAGUUUCAUAUAGGCCAGCCGGUUCUCAUGAUGAGUGGCCCCCUGGAGGCAACAUUGGUGAAUGGAACAAUAGUCAGGAUAGUGGUGGUGGUAUGUGGAGCCCAACGAAACCUCAUAUGAGUCAGAGUAAUUCGGAGCACCAUUCUGACAGGCGUAUUAUGAAGCCAUUGCAGAAUGAUUCUGAGAGUAAUUCUUUAGGAGGAUCUGCAGAAAAUUUAAAUUCCCAAAUGGAUUCUGGUUCACAGAAAAUACAGAGUCCUACACAACAAUCUGAGAGAGACCUUGCCACUUCUGUUGGUACUUCAAGGCAACCUGAGUUUAAAACUUGUCAACAGGAAGGCUCUUGCUGGAAUUCAUCGGAAGACCCUAUUACUCCUGAUGGGCUUCAAUUAUCUCUUGCUUCAGCAAAGCCUGAGAGCUGCUCUACAGUAAAUCCUAUUGAAGAUGGAGAUUCCAGUUUAGCUUCUCGCGUGGCUAAGCAAUCAGGAGCUCCUGUCUAUAGCCCACAAUCAGCUCCAGCUAUCUCUAAUUUAAACAAGGGCGAGGAGAAUAUGAAUCUUGGUAAAUCUAAUGAACCAGAAGCAUCAAAUAAAUCGUGUGAGCGUGAUGCAUCAAAUGCUCCAGUUAAUCAACCUCAUAAGACAGAAAGUAAUCCAGUAUUAUCUCCUGAUACUCAAGAUUUUGAGCACACACAUCCUAGCCCAACUCCUGAACAUGACACAAAGAAUCCAUUGAAGGAUCAAUCAAGGUCAACAUCAGUAGCACCUGAAGAGUUGGCUACAAAGGCACGUCGGCAGUCUUCCAUAGCUUUUAUAUCAGAAACAUCUGGCCCACCUUCGGGUAAAUUUGUUGGCAUGCAACCACCCAAGAAUACACCAUUUCUUGUUGAAAGAGAUAAAAAAGAUGGAGUACAACCAAAAGAGAACAAACUUUUAAGAGAGCAACCAAAAGAGGAGAGUACAACAUUUAAGAGAGAAAACAUAGCUGUUAAUCCUAUAUCUGACACUGAAGCAAUAGUUGCUGGUGUGCUGGAAUCUUUGACAGAGACAUAUAAUCUACAUGAAGAAACACCUUUGGAAAAUCUCACGUCAAACUCUGCUGAGGAAGAACAACCGCAGUGCUCUAGUCCUAUUGCUUUAUCUCCUUGGGGCGAACCAAGUUACUAUCAAGGUGAAGCUGUUGAUUCUGCUCUUUGGGGUGUGCAAGACGACCAAAGCAAUGACAUGUGGUCAUUGUCUUCACCGACACCUACUCUCCAACCUUCAGGCCUUGGAGCUGAUGUGAAGGAUUCCUGUGUUAUAGAGGAGGUGAUAGUAGCACAAGGAUGUAAUGCUGUUGAACCGUCACCAGCUCCAGUGGAGAAAAAGAUUGAAAAGGUAUCAAGUGCUUCCAUACACUCUGGAGUACCAGAACAGGUAAAAUCAAAACCAACUGCCACAUCAUCUCCAGAGGGGAGCACAAAAUCUUCAGGUUUGCCACCGUCUAGCACAUCUCUAGAGGGGGGUGCAGAUCCUUCAGGUUUGCCACCUUCAGGAGCUUCUUUGGAGUGGACCACAAAAGUUUCAGGUGUACAAUCCUCAGGCUCAUCACUGGAGGGGAGCAAAAAGGCUUUUGUCAGGCAACCGUCAGGCUCGUCACUAGAGGGAGACACAAAAGCUUCAGGCAGGCAGCCGUCAGGUUCAUCUGUAGACAAGAAACCUUCAGAUAGGCAGCCGUCAGGUGCAUCUCAAGAGGGGAACACAAAACCUUCAGCUUGGGAACCAUCUGUGCCAUCUCUUGAAGGUGGCACAAGAGCUUCAGGCUGGAAGAAACCUUCAAUUUCCAUAGACGGGAAUACGAAAGCUUUGGGUUGGCAGCGAUCAAGUCCAUCUCCAGAUGCGAGCAGAAAAGCUUCAGCAUGGCAAUCUUCAGGUUCUUCGCCUUUAGCAGGGAGCACAAAAGCAUCAGGUUGGCAGUCGUCGCCCCGCGAGAGCUCGAAACCUAAGCCGAGUUCCACAUGGGGUGCCAGCCAAAGCCGCAACUCGUCUUCUGCUCACCAAUCAACAACACCAGCCGGGAAACACUCGUCAGAAACGCCAAGGAGACAAGGAGAAGCUCCUGGAAACAAGAGCUGGCAUUCAUCCCCAGGCAAUGCUAGCGGCCGAGGCAGCCAUUCGAGCCACCACCAUGAUAGGCACUCACAGGGCAGCGAGCCAUGGCGUGGUAGCUCAAACCAUUCCAGGAGAUCAGAUCAUCGUCAGGACUACGGCGGCGGCGGCGGCUCGUCAAGAUCAUCAUCAUCAAGAGGGCAAUCCCAAAAAGGAAUAUGCAGAUUCUACGAGAAUGGCUACUGCAGGAAGGGCUCAUCUUGCCAGUACCUUCACCGUUGAUCUCCUCCAUGGAAUGAAAAAAAAGAGAGAAAAAAACGUCCUCACUCACAUUUUUGUAUAGUCGUAUAUGACCACUCGGUAGUCAACAUAGAAGCAGCAUCUGACCUUCUCGGCACCACUCAGUUGUUAGUAAAGUAUAUAUCCAUCAGCACAGGAGCAUGAUUUAAGGUAGUAGUAGUAGCAUUUUCACGCUUGGAAAAAACAGCCACUGAUGUAUGGCCACGAAUCUAGAUCCUCCUCUUUAGGUGCAUGAUUUAUUCUCAUUCUGCUCUUUAA
This is a messenger RNA of Oryza brachyantha (malo sina), 5560 nucleotides long. Its product is annotated as zinc finger CCCH domain-containing protein 19-like. NCBI's taxonomy places the organism in Eukaryota, Viridiplantae, Streptophyta, Magnoliopsida, Poales, Poaceae. The record is from RefSeq and is a predicted model, not a curated record. Bases 80 to 5284 code for a protein of 1734 amino acids. The transcript has 13 exons. Gene Ontology annotation, molecular function: RNA polymerase II C-terminal domain phosphoserine binding; DNA binding; metal ion binding. Gene Ontology annotation, cellular component: Cdc73/Paf1 complex.